CUGGACGGAGCUGCUCUUAUUGCAAAAGCUGCAAGACGUAGCGAAGAUGAAGGCUUUUCUUUUCGCCCUGCUGGCUGCAGUCCUGUGCGCGGAGCGAGUUUCCUCACUGAAAUGCUUCACUUGCAAUGAUGAGCCCUCCAACUGGAAUUGUAUUAAAAUAACGGACUGUGCAGAGAACGAUAAAUACUGUCUAACAACCUACACGAAAACAGGGCUUGGUGAGAAAGUUGACUACCGCAUCACCAAGAAAUGCUCUGCCGAGUGUCCUCAGACAAACUGGAAUCUUGGCAUAGCAGCCACUUCUACCUCUUGCUGUCAGCAUUCCUUGUGCAACAUCAGCGGGGCCAGCAGCGUGAAAUCCAGCUACGCAGUGAUGGCCACGGGGAUCUUGGCCAGUCUCAUCUAUGUCCUCAGAUCCGGACUGUGAUGGGGCCAGGAAAAGGAGGCCGCGACGCCCCAAAGAACCAGCUCGAGCUUCCCCAGUGAGACACCAAACAUCCUCUAUGCAAAUGGUUUCACCUGGGUUAACACAGCCCUGUGCCCGGUAAGGCUACGUCUACCCUAAAGCUGAGGUGUGAUUCCCAGCUCAAAGAGAUGUCCUCAUGCUCCAGCUCUCACUGAACGAGCAUGCUAAAAACACUAGUGUAGCCAUGGUAACAUGGAGCUGCAGCGAGCAGCAGCAGGGCCUAGUUGCCCCAAGUACGUGGCCGCUGCCUGUGUUGCUGUGACUACACUUCUACUGUUAGCAACCUACUCAAUGAGAGCUGGGGCUAGUACGUCUACAUGGGCUGGGAGUCAUACCACUAGCUAGACUUGGCCUCAGAGUCACUUCAGAUUCCAUCGGCAAGUCAUUCCUCUCUCCGUUUUCACAUGGUGGUUCUGCCUCGGGCACAACCACACCUCCAUGCUUGGCGUUGGUGACCUGGGAUGCUCAGCUGAAGGGCGCUGCCUGCUCAGAAGAGCAAAGUACUAACUCUGUUAGAGUUACUUGUUCCAACCUCUGCCACAGACCCUGUGUAAUUCCCCUGGCACUCGUCUCCUCUCUGCCUCUCCUCACCACCGACAGCUCGAGAGCCUUCCCUCCCUGUGUUUCUGAACAGACCUUUACUCCCAGGUCUGCCCCACUUCUGCCCCUCUAACAUCAGCCCCGGCGAGUGAACCAAGAGUUGAGUUUAUUCACCUACAUUUUGUCCUCACCACCAGUUUCUGUCUUUUUCCCCCAUAUACCGGGGUGGCCAAACCAGGGCUUGUGAGCUGCAGGGGGCUUUUCUAGAGUUAAAGUGUGGUU
Messenger RNA from Mauremys mutica (yellowpond turtle), 1288 nucleotides. Its product is annotated as lymphocyte antigen 6E-like. The transcript has 3 exons. The record is from RefSeq and is a predicted model, not a curated record. Gene Ontology annotation, molecular function: acetylcholine receptor inhibitor activity. Lineage: Eukaryota; Metazoa; Chordata; Testudines; Geoemydidae. Bases 47 to 427 code for a protein of 126 amino acids.